AAUAAGCUCCGGUGGGGUCAGAAAAAAAUCGAAAAAUUAAUAAGCGUCCCCCUUCUAUUAAGGACCUUAGAGCAGUCUUCAAAAACUUGUAAAUGUUAUAUGAAGGACAUCUUUACAUCAUCUCACAGCUGCACCCUUACAAGAAUACAAAAGAGGGCUGCAUCCUCUCUAAAGUGCCUUUUUUGCAUAAUUUCAUUGGUACACCAGCCCUUGCAGGGCCCGCGCCACCGGGGGGUCAUAGCUGUAAAAGAGUGAACAUAAUAAAAUGGUUUAAAACAUGCCACUUUCCAUCAAAUACAAGGCCAUUUAUGAUCAACUUGGUACUUCAGCACCUAAAUGUGAUCUUGCAAAUGUUUUUCUGAACUUAUCAUGUCGCGAUUAACAGAACCUGUUACUAAACUUUUCGAUAAAGUUUAGCAAGUUUCACAAAGGUUUCAAAGCUGGUAGACUGUCCAAUAAAAAGUUAAAAUUAUUUAUUUCUUAAAAAGUUACUUUCUUCAAUUUUUAAGCAAAAAGUGUUGUCAAUGGUCUGAAGUUUGGUGUGAUUAGAUUUUAGCCAUAAAAAGACGUCUAAUGCUUCACAAAAGUGGUUUGAAUUUCGAUCGCAUUGCUGUUGACAACGCGGUCGCCAUUACUGAAUUGUCAAACCUGUGCAAUACUUUUGCUCACUAAGUGUACUCCGGGUCAGAAAGGGCCUAGGAGCAGUGGCAAUUCAGCGGUUAUCUCCACUUAUCUCCAGAACUAUUGAUUUCCCAAACUAGAGCCUUGCCAACGGAUGCAGUUUCUAUGUCAUGCCUAGGGCUGCCUAGGGCAAAAAGGAACAUUUUUAUCCUUAAAUACGCUUUAAAUAAAAAACGUUCCAAGGGUCUGGGAACGAAGCUUUAAAGGCGGGAAAAUUUGGCUGCUGACGUGAUCCUAAACAGAAAGCCGAUGUUGCAAAUUGUAAAAAUAUGUUGAAAAGAUCAUUGUAUCGUGUUGAAAAUACCCCAUUUGGAGAUGGAUGUGUGUUUGAUGAGAGGCAUUCACACAAUCAUCAUUCAGAACUUGAAAAGAUCUGUGCCCUGGCCAAACAAGACCUCCUUCAGAAAUCAAGAGAGCGAGAAUCAACAGGAGAGAGUUCACUUGAUGUUUCCUCUUCAAGGAAAAGCGGCAUUGGCAAUAGAUCCCCGUGGAAGAAUUCUUUACCGUUUUUGAGAGUUUCCAGAAAAGUCCAGAGAUGCCAAGAUCAGUUAAACUGCUCUGGAAGAGUUGAGAUUGUCAAUGAAAGUGCAUAUGGUGAUGUUUUUGAUCAAACAGAGAGUUUAUCAGAAAAUAGCAGUACACCAAGCUCCCAGAUGAUCCGUGAGCAAGCAAUCGACUUCGGCUGCAACAGUAACAUUGGAAACAACAGUCAACGAACAAAUGGCGCCCAACCAAGCAUAUGUAUCACACCAGACCACCAAGACCUUCCUCAUCCGUCAAAGCUCAGACCAAAAAAGCCUAAGGUCAAAAAUUCUCUUGGGGCAAUGAAGAAUUCAGCCAAAGGAACAAAAUUUGACAUCAACUGCCAUUUGCAACAACUCAAGAGGAAAUGCCGAGACAAUCCAAGCUAUGGUUUUAGAGCAAUGUUAUCAAGCACAGUUAGGAAGGUUCCUACAGGCACACAAGGAGCACAAUCCGACGGAAUGCUAUGCAUUGCUAGCGAUGUCCAAACGCCAAAUAGGAUGUUUUAUCGUGGAAGGGGCCAAUACCUAUCGCUGUAUGCCGACUCGGUGUGCGAAAUGAGCGAAAGUCGCCUGGGAACAACUGGCAACAAACCAUUCUUUCCAAAUUUAGAUUUUCCCGAUUAUAACAAAAAGGACACCGAAAAUUUAUUUGAAAAUACAUCCGGUGCAAAAUAUGUUCGAGAAGAAUUCCCCAGGGAAGAAUAAAGUCAUGACCUGGUAUCAGAUUUGAGCUCAAAUCGACCAUGUAUGAAGAGGUUGGCGUGGAACUCUUCGUAAUGUCAGCUGAAGGAGCAAUGGCUGUCAUUGUUGUACAUGAUAUUGGCAGAGCAAGAAAACUGCAGAUUCGCAGUCGAAAAAGAUAUAUUAACUGCAGAAAAAAUUGUCAUGUUUUUCGUAGUAAUAAAAUUUGUUCACAAAAUCUAUCUCGUACACGAUAGGAAUUUACACAGACGUAAUUCGAAUAGACCUUCUGACUCUCUUCUGACUGAAGAACGCAGGGACGACUUACUACUGACACAUAGAUGGUAUAAUAGGUCUUCAUCUUGCUAGCAGAUCAAUGCCUUGUAACUCUCUUGUUACGAACAUUUACUAACUUUAUUAAGAGGGUUGUUGCAUCUUGGUCUGUGAAAAAAGACCCUG
Rhopilema esculentum is the source of this 2345-nucleotide messenger RNA. RefSeq lists its product as uncharacterized. The record is from RefSeq and is a predicted model, not a curated record. NCBI's taxonomy places the organism in Eukaryota, Metazoa, Cnidaria, Scyphozoa, Rhizostomeae, Rhizostomatidae.